This is a messenger RNA of Drosophila ananassae, 1296 nucleotides long. RefSeq lists its product as uncharacterized. Lineage: Eukaryota; Metazoa; Arthropoda; Insecta; Diptera; Drosophilidae. Bases 152 to 961 code for a protein of 269 amino acids. The transcript has a single exon. The record is from RefSeq and is a predicted model, not a curated record.
AUUGAAUUUUCAAACAAAUUGAAGAACUUUAACUAUUUUGUCACAAGUUCCAAUCAGUGUAUCAUUUUACAGUUGUAUUUUCCCGAAUUAAAUUCACCAAUUUCUCGCCAAAGUACGUCUUCGAAUUCCGAUUGUUUUCCCCAGCAGCAGUAUGGCCCACAACGCAACAAUGUCUCGCAAAUCGAAAGCCCUUCGAACGGAUCUACCAUCUAUAUACCAUCAGCAGCCGCAGACUCAGCCUCAGGAUGAUAUGGGGCCGCCCAGGGAGAAGAUCUCUAAGCUAAAUGCCAGUCGCGAUGUGCAUCAUCUGCGCCGGUGUAAGACCACCAAGCACUGCGUGGUGGACUGUUCCAGCAAGAACUCGAAGGUGAUCGUCCACGAUCUCAAUCGGAUGGAUGUGGACCAGCAUAUCGAUCUCGGCCACGCCGCGAAGCACACAUUUCGCACCAUGGGAGGUGGAGGGGGAGCAGCUGCAGCAGCCGCAGCAAUUUCCGCAGCAGCGGCGAGUGGAUCCCAGAAAUACCAGAGCAAGGUCAGUCUCAGCAAAGAAGCAUCGAAGACCACACGAUCCUCAAUGGCUGCGUCCAGUGUCAAGAAGCAGCCAGCAUCGCCGGCCAAGGAUUUCAGGGACUUGAAGGUAAGCAAAGACGUGAAAGAAAUGAAGGAAUUCAAGGAGUUGCGGGAGGCCAGGGAGCACAAGGAGCUGAAGCCCCACAAGGACAAGGAAAUCAAGGAGGUCAAGUCGCCAAAGGGAAACCACACUCACCGCCAUCCUCGUCACACGACCGCCAACCGCACCAAGACCUACUUCGACAAAUACCUCAAGUUCGCCUUCGACUUGAGUACUCCGGAAGGUGUCAAGCAAUUGGAGGACCACUUCUUUCCAAAUCCCCAGCCCGGUGACCAGAACACAUUAGCCCCCGGUGACAUAUCUCAGUCGGCAGAGUCGAAAGGUAACUGAUUUGAAAAGGAUCGAGUGCUACUUAUCGCGAGAAGAGAAUCCUAAAGUGUGGGUGCGGCAAAAUUAACGCGUAUUUAGCUCGUUGAUGCUCGAAAUGAAGCAAAACACAACAUACUCAAUGAGACGAUGCAGAAGUUAAAUAUAAAUUAAAAUAACGCGAAUUUUCAUUAUUUUUGGCUAAUAAAUUAUAACAUAAAUAGCCUGAAUGCACACAAAAACUCUUUAUAAAUCUACCCAUCAUUUUUGAUACGGAAAUUCUUGUUUUUGGAUAAUAAACUUUAAGCUUUGUUAUACAAAUGACAUUUGAAUAAAAUGGAAAACAAUUUUCUUUCUCA